AUACAUCAUUUCCCAAUCAUCGAGCCAGAAGUAGUACGAGUAGAGCUGGGUGAUCCAUACUCAAGGAAUUGUACGCCACCAGUCAGCAAUCCCAGUGCACGUGUUUAUUGGAUCCUCAAAGGUGACGAAGGUACGGCUGUCACUUUCGAAUCCAUAAAUAGCAGUCAUAUCUCAAGCAAUGAGCAGGCGGGUCAAUUAGGCACGAUUUUCUUUCAUUUUGUGAAAGAAUCUGAUUUAAAGCCCAAUCGAUUCUACACCUGCACUGCUGAAAACACAGAGCUUAAGGAUUACAAGUUUGGUAGUCAGUUCAGCCUUGAGAUUACGACAAACCGGAGGAGGAGCUUGGGAAAUGUUCCACCUAGUGAACAGUACGUCAACCAGAGUUCGCCGAUUGCGCUUCAGGGACAACAACACAAACUGCACUGUUUUUUCUCGGGAUACCCCGCACCGAAACCUACAUGGUACCACAACGGUCGAGAAAUUAGCGAAGAUACUGACGAAGGGUUCCGAUUCGAGUCGUACGGGAAGACGCUGGUAUUCAAUGUAACGCAAGACAAAGCUGGCAAGUAUGACUGCCGUUUUCCCGUGCACAAUGACAUCGAUAGAGCAUUCAACGUUGUUGUGGAAGCCGCUCCCUACUGGCCAGACGGGCCGCCACCAAAUACUAACACAAGCGAAGGUGAAACGGUCACAUUUGACUGCACGACGAGUGGAAAGCCGGUGCCGAAAGUCACCUUUUACAAAAAUGGCGUCGAAAUGAAGAAGCCCAAGGACGGCGAGAAAUGGGUAAUUGAAACUAAUCGACUAACCAUCUACGAUGUGAAGAAAGGUAUUCAUGGCAAGGGUGACAAUGCUGUCUACCAAUGCAAAGCCGAAAACAAGCACGGCUAUGUUUGGACGAAUUUCUACCUUAAUCUCUUGGCAUUCAAACCUCAACUAUUGACGGAUGCUGGAGAAGUGGAAGCUGUCGCCGGUCAGUCAGUAACCCUGGAAUGCAAAUUUUUCGCCAGUCCGAAUGCAGUCAUCACCUGGUCGAGUCCUGUCCUGCAAGGCAUCGUUCACAACGUUAUUCCAGCUAACCCGCACGGUGUUGGAAAGCUUGUCAUUCCCAAUGUUACUCCUGAAGCUGAAGGGGAAUAUGAAUGUACGGGCACGAAUAAGUACGGUCAAUCCAAAGGAGCUGCGAAAUUGCUUGUGCGAAAAGCGACGCGAUUGGAACCUUUCCGGCGAUCCGAAGAAGUCAAAAUAGCCGGCGAAACUAUUCGCCUGCCUUGCGAGGCGACUCCAGACGAACGACUCGAGGUGAAUUACGAAUGGCACGUAAACGGUCAGCCUCUUUCCGAAGUACACUUGCAAUCAGGACAUUAUAAGGUGGAUAGCGAUAAUUCGUUGCUAGUCACCAAUCCAACUCAAUACGAUUCGGCGAAGUACAAGUGUAUUGCAAGCACAAAGCUCGACAAGGUUGAGAAAGAAGUUCAGAUUCAAAUCAAAGAUGUGCCAAUGCCUGUGCACGCCGCCUACGUAAGCAAAUGUGACGCGGACUCACAGUCAGCUGAAAUCAGCUUUGAACAUAUGGAACCAGCGGAUACGGUCUCACCGGUAAAGGAGUUCUGGGUUCAAUAUCAAAUGGACAGUGAGACAGAAGGCACACAGUGGCGAACCCAUCCGGUUCCUGUCCAAGCGCAUCCAAAUGACCGCAUUGAGGGAGAUCAACGAAUGGUCAGCGGAAAAGCCACCGUGGCCCUUCAACCUUUUGGCCAUUACGUGUUUCGAGUGUUAGCGCGAAACGGAGUUGGCGACAGCUCACCGACAAGAGUAAAAGAUGUGUGCAUCACGCCUCCCAAACAACCUGAUAGGAAUCCUUCUGGAGUUUGGGCAAAAGGUGCUAGUCCGGAGAACAUCGUCGUUCACUGGCGUCCAAUGCCUCGUGAGGAGUGGAACGGGAAAAAUUUCCACUACAAGAUAAAGUAUCGUCCAUCCGAAGGAGGAGAAGGUGGAGGGGGCUCGUGGAAGGAAGUCCAAGUGAACGAUCCUUUUGCCGAUCGUUAUACUAUCACCCUCGAGGACGAUAAGGAUGUGAAGCCUUUCCAACCAUAUGAAGUCCAGGUCCAAGCGGUAAAUGAUGAAGGGCAAGCGAAUGUGGUCCCUGAAACUGUGCAGGGCCACACAGGCGAAGGAGUGCCGAGCAGCAUCCCAUCUGGGUUCCGCGUCGUUAGCAAGGAUGGCACGACAGCGACGUUUGCUUGGGAUCCUAUCGAUCCUCGAACGGCUAAUGGAAACUUCACUGGAUAUAAGAUAACAUAUUGGCACGACGAAGUAGACAGUGAAGAGGACAAUGAUGUCGAUACGCGGUUCCGCUUCAAACGAGCAGCUAAAAUUGUGACAAAACGAGACGUUGAAAGCAAGAGGCGUACGAUCGUCUUCGGGCCAAAAGCAACCUCUGGAACUGUGACAGACCUGCAGCCAGACACCGUGAACUAUGCAACGAUUCAGGUGACGAAUGGCGCUCAUGAAGGAGAACCCAGUGAAGUGAUCCAAUUCCGCACCGCAGAGGGAAUGCCAAGUCCUGUACGUGGUCUUCGCGCUCAUCCCAUGAAUCCAAAAAGCGGAGAAGAGAAGGCAGUCGUGCACUUGAUCUGGAGGAAACCGAGACGACCGAACGGAAAACUUCUCAAAUAUGUGGUUGAAUACUGCCGCACUGAAAAUGGCCGAGUAAUUGAAAGGGACUGUCCCAAACAAGAGGUGGCAGCUGAUCGAACGCAGAUACGAUUGUCAGGCUUAGAGUUUGAUAUGCCGUACCGAUUUAUUGUUCGAGCCGAAACCAGCGCUGGCGAAGGGGACCCGAAUAGCAGCGAUUCUACUACCCUUCCUGAAGUGGUGGCUGCCGAGUGUGACCGUCCAAUUUCAUUAUAUUCAGUGGAUCCCAGCACGCCGUCUUUCGUUGAGAAUGAAAUCGGCGACAACUAUUUCAAUGUCACUUUUACUCCGUCAAAGUUUGACGACGAAGAACGACGUCCAGUUGGAAACACAUUCUUCGUAGAGUAUCGAGAAGCUGAUACAGACGAAUGGAAGCAGGUUCCACAGGAAGGAGACGAUUUGACCGUUCAUGUUGGUGAUCUGAGCCCUGGAACAAGGUAUGAGGUUCGUGUUGCCGCUCUUCAGAAAGACCCAAGUGGUGCGGAAAGGGAGACCUACUCUCCUUCGAGUUUCAUAACAACUACGGGACGAUCACCGAGAACGGCUCGUUUAUGGUGGGUGUUAUUGAUCCUGUUGAUUUUGUUGCUCCUACUGUGUAUCCUGUGUAUGAUCUGUGUCGCGCUGCGACAUCGCGGACAGAAUUACCCAGUCUCUCAAAAGGAACGUGAACAAGGCCGCGAACCAAUUCUCGCAAAACAACACUUCGGCGAGUACAAAAAUGAUGAUGAUGAGAAGCGAUCGUUGACCGGUAGUAAGGCGGAGUCUGAGACCGACAGCAUGGCGGAAUACGGGGACACUGAUCCCGGUCGAUUCACAGAAGAUGGCAGCUUUAUAGGUUUGUGA
Haemonchus placei is the source of this 3540-nucleotide messenger RNA. NCBI's taxonomy places the organism in Eukaryota, Metazoa, Nematoda, Chromadorea, Rhabditida, Trichostrongylidae. The record is from the annotation of a GenBank genome assembly.